This is a messenger RNA of Anopheles coluzzii, 1016 nucleotides long. RefSeq lists its product as uncharacterized. The record is from RefSeq and is a predicted model, not a curated record. Lineage: Eukaryota; Metazoa; Arthropoda; Insecta; Diptera; Culicidae. Bases 397 to 780 code for a protein of 127 amino acids. The transcript is spliced from 2 exons.
UUACGUUACAUUUUAUGUGUUUUUUGUUUCAUGGUCCUGUUUCGCUCUCUCUCAAAUCCGCGUGCAAUAAUACGCUGGUCCUUCACCUUCGCACGGUGACCUCAAAACACUUUUAUUGGCACAGACACUGGCGCGGACACUGCAAAAAGUAAUAAUAAAAUGCUCCGUAACUGAGGCCACCCAAUAAUCCCCGAAAAUCUCUCCCGCAAAACUCCCGCAAACGAACACGCUCAGCCAGCCAGCCUGGUUUAAUGUUAUCGAUAUAAAAACGAACCAUCCCGCACCAGCACGGUUCAAUCUCGUCGAAAGUGAUCAGGAAGAAAGUCAUUCCGCGUGCGUUCGUGACCGUGCAUUACACCAUUCUUCCGAAACUGCCCCAAAGCAUCGACCGUAAGAAUGGACCGUUGUUGCCUGUUUGUGAUUUCUGGAUUUCUGCUGAUUGUCGGACUACACACGACCGGGGCGAGCUUGUUGAACACGAACCAGGAUCUGGUGGUGCAGUUCGGAACGUACGAUGCAAAGUUCCAGCAGUGCUUCUACCAGAAGCUUUACUCCGGCAUGAUCAGCCCGCAAAGUGUGACGUUUAACAAUCCGGCGGCGAAAGCGAUAAAGUACGUUAUUGUGGAAUCGGAUCAGAAGAUUGAUCUCGGCGGUAUAGCGGCCUCGAUCACGGCGGGCACGGUCGGUGACAGCAAGGCGAUCACGGUUCAGGUAAACACCUCGCCGAACACGAUCAAAUUCCUGAACAAUUUCACGGUGAAAAUGUACUGCGAGAAAUAAAGUAGUUAAUGUAGUUCGUUAUAGGAUUUUCGUUUGUUUUAUUUCUGGUACUCUGCGUCUGACCAAAGAUCACUCUUUGCCAUAUGAAAAAAAAACACACACAAAAAGAUAAUAUUACCUUUCCUUAUUCUUAUUCUUAUCUGUGAGAGUUUCUGUGAGACCUAUCCGCUCCUAUGAUGGUACCCAUCUCUCAUAAUCAGAGGCUUACUGUACGCUUAAUUGACGUUCGACUACUC